Chironomus riparius is the source of this 1690-nucleotide messenger RNA. The record is from the annotation of a GenBank genome assembly. NCBI's taxonomy places the organism in Eukaryota, Metazoa, Arthropoda, Insecta, Diptera, Chironomidae.
CAGGUGUAAGCUUAAUAAGCUGCGGCUUAUAGAAGAGAAAAAAAUUGAACAAUAAAGAAAAAGAGUGUCCACAAAACAUUAAUAAUAUUACAUUUUCUGCAUCGUAUCCAGUUCAUAUUAUUGGAAAAAUACGAAAAUGAGUGAAACGAGUGAUGUAUCAAGUGAUCAAGAGAAAGAAUUAAGAAGACGAAAUGUGAAUUUAGGAUCUGGCGAUUAUUCAGAUUCUGUAAUUAAUAAAGCAACAUUAGAUGAGAAUAAAGCAAAUGCAGAUGAUUCAGACAGAGAUAUAUAUGUUGAAAAUCAGAUAGUUGAUUCUGAUCAAAUUGACUCCGAAGAAGAGAAAACGCCUGAUGAUAAAUAUGAGAAAGAUUUGUCAAAGAAACAUCCGCAAGGAACUGAUAAGAGACCUGAAGUUCUAAACUCGGCACUUAAAGGUCUCCCUGACAGAUGGAAGAAUUGGGUGAUUCGGGGAAUUUUCACAUUCAUUAUGAUCUCAGGUUUCUGUAUGAUGAUUGCCGGUGGACCGCUUGCAUUGAUGAUUACUACACUUGCCGUACAAGUAAAAUGCUUCUCAGAGAUCAUUGGAAUUGGAUAUCAAGUUUAUCGAAUUCAUGGCUUACCGUGGUUCAGAAGCCUCUCGUGGUACUUCCUAGUCACAUCAAAUUAUUUCUUCUAUGGAGAAAAUCUCUUCGACUAUUUGGGAGUCUUAUUUAGUCGCGUUGAGUCUUUACGCUUCCUAAUUACUUAUCAUCGCUUCAUUUCAUUCUGUCUGUACUGCAUUGGCUUUGUUUGGUUUGUCUUGUCAUUAGUUAAGAAAUAUUAUAUGAAGCAAUUCAGCUUGUUUGCUUGGACACAUGUUGCUCUCCUUAUUGUCGUCACGCAAAGCUACUUGAUCAUUCAGAAUAUAUUUGAAGGAAUGAUUUGGUUUGUCGUCCCUGUCAUGAUGAUUGUUUGUAAUGAUGUUAUGGCUUAUAUGUUUGGAUUUUUCUUUGGCAAAACGCCACUCAUCAAAUUGAGUCCAAAAAAGACAUGGGAAGGCUUCAUCGGUGGUGGAUUUGCGACAGUGAUUUUCGGUGUCGUAUUCUCUUACUUUCUAUGUCGAUUCCAAUACUUUGUAUGUCCGAUUGAGUAUUCGGAAACGGCUGGAAAAAUUGUACUCGAAUGUGAGCCAAGCUAUUUGUUCAGACCACAAGAAUAUGGAAUUCGUAUCGGAAAAGCUGAGACAGUCUUUACUAUGUAUCCAUUUGCGAUACAUUCCUUAUCAUUGAGCAUCUUCAGUUCCGUGAUUGGACCAUUUGGUGGCUUCUUUGCAUCAGGAUUUAAACGUGCAUUUAAAAUCAAGGAUUUUGGAGAUAUGAUUCCUGGCCAUGGCGGUAUAAUGGACAGAUUUGAUUGUCAAUUCUUGAUGGCUACAUUCGUGAAUGUCUACAUUUCAAGCUUUAUUCGCACUGCAUCACCACAAAAGUUAUUGGCACAGUUCGAUUGGAUUUUAAGGGCAGUGGAUUUAAAUGAUAGUGAUGUUAGGUUGGGUGUUAAGAGCAACUAUGAUGAUAGAAAUGACAUCAUUAAUCAACAACCUGAACUCAAUAACCCAGAUAUCAGUACUGCCAGACAGAUUAUUUGUCAAGUUAAAUGGAAAGGAUUUUCUCACAACUCAAGUGCUGACUUAUUCCAAUUAUCAACUCUUUAA